GCUGCCCGGACCGUCUGCUCACACAACGGCUCUUUUAAGAGCCACACACUCCCACAUGGAGGGCAACCAUCAGAGUACCGUGUCCGUGAUGAGAUGAACAUACACAAAACCUCAUUUGAAGCGUGAAAUAAGCACAUUGACACUCCGGAAGUUACACUUGUAACACAAGGUAUCCCAAUUGCUUCCCACUUAACCUUUAGUAAUGUGUUAAUUCAAACACGUCUAUUUAAUCGCUGAUGUUGACAGUAGGAUCAAGAAGAACAAGGUUAAAGUGACCUUCGCGUUGUGAAUAUUCUCCUUCUUGAGUUAUUCCAUGGUGUAAAAUCCCUACGGGUACGCCAGCAUUUCUAAACGCUGUCGGUGCAAAUUACUUCCCUGUUUUCACAAGUUGAAACUUAAGUAACACUAUCAGUUGGCGCCAUUUUGACUCCACCCGACCUCAGUUUCAUAAACCAACUUUUCACUCGCUCAGCUCAAGUUGCCUUCAGUUAAAGCUUCAUUUAAAAAAAUAAAACUCAAUCGUUUAUCGCUGAAGUCGUGAAACGGGUACACUGAAAGGUUUCUCUGAGCUCGUCAAAAGCCAACGCGCUUCUUCUUGUUUGAGGUUUUUUCAAUAUUACUUCCGCAUCGGUGUCAAACAUGUUCCAGCAGCUCAGUUUGACAGUUACCGAAGCACUGCGCAUGCCCAACUUGACCCGCAGAUAUCAGCCAAUCAGAGAAGGGCAACAGCACAGAAAAAUUUACAUAAAUUCGUUCAUAAAUACUGCGGCUCGGCUUCUAGAGAGGAAUAAAUCGGUUUACGAUCGAUCAUCGCAGAGAUGCCAGACACGCCGAAAGCCUCCAAGAAGGGCUCGAAGAAGUCCGUCCCGAAGCCGAAGGGCGGCAAGAAGAAGCGUCGCGCCAGGAGGCAGACGUACGGCCUGUACGUGUACAAGGUGCUGAAGCAGGUGCACCCGGACACCGGCAUCUCGUCCAAGGCCAUGAGCGUCAUGAACUCCUUCGUCAACGACAUCUUCGAGCGCAUCGCCUCGGAGGCGUCCCGCCUGGCGCACUACAACAAGCGCUGCACCAUCUCCUCCAGGGAGAUCCAGACCGCCGUGCGCCUGCUGCUGCCCGGGGAGCUGGCCAAGCACGCCGUGUCCGAGGGCACCAAGGCCGUCACCAAGUACACCAGCUCCAAGUGAGGAGCCCCCCGCAACCAAAGGCCCUUUUCAGGGCCACUCACUGCUCACGAGGGCGCAACUCCCAAAGCUCACGCACUACAUCUACGUUUGUUACAUUAUUGUCAUUAAUAAGGCAGAAACUUCUUACUGAAUGUCUUCUACACUUUAAUGAAUGUUUACUUUUUCUGGCAUGGCAUUAACUUGGAGCCAGAUCACUUUAAAUUCAUGUUCCUGAGUAAAGUUUAUGACAAAUAAUUACAACAGGGUGUGAAAUUACAGAAACGUGCUGUGGUUUUAUGCUAAAACUGAUGUAGUCAAAUAUUAAAUUGUUGAUAUAUUAAAUACUUAUUACCAGUACUGGUGUCCUUUUAUGAGUGGAAAUAACAUUUGUAUAACAUAUUUGUAACGUCUUUGUAAGUAU
Messenger RNA from Salarias fasciatus (jewelled blenny), 1584 nucleotides. Its product is annotated as late histone H2B.L4-like. Bases 819 to 1184 code for a protein of 121 amino acids. The transcript has a single exon. Lineage: Eukaryota; Metazoa; Chordata; Actinopteri; Blenniiformes; Blenniidae. Gene Ontology annotation, cellular component: nucleosome. Gene Ontology annotation, molecular function: protein heterodimerization activity; structural constituent of chromatin; DNA binding. The record is from RefSeq and is a predicted model, not a curated record.